Molecule: messenger RNA, 4466 nt
Organism: Brassica rapa (field mustard)
Lineage: Eukaryota; Viridiplantae; Streptophyta; Magnoliopsida; Brassicales; Brassicaceae
Product: protein HEAT-INDUCED TAS1 TARGET 4
Biological process (GO): proteolysis
Molecular function (GO): cysteine-type peptidase activity
Source: RefSeq, a predicted model, not a curated record
UUUAGUAUUUUCACACCUUUUAAUAAAACAUAUUAAAACUUAGCUAUAAAUACAUAGUUUUUAUAAUUUAUAUUUCUUAUAUUUUUAAACCAAUAAGAUUUUAAGAAAUACAAUUAAUUUUUUAAAUUUCUCAUUUUUAGUUGAAAAAAAUUGCAUUAAAAAUAUAGAAUAUGUAUCUUUUUGAAACAUUUUUUUAUUUAGAAUAUAGAUCUUUUAGGAACGGAGAGAGUACUAUUUUCACCGAUUAUUACAUCAUAAUAUCUAACUAUAAUAAACUUUGAUAUAUUUUUCAAAAAUCAUUAUCACACUACAUUACAUAUAACUUAUAUUUCAAUCCAAAAAAUUGAGACUGAUUCAAUCAGACAUUAAUUUAAUCAAAUUUGAAAUAUUCUACACAAACAUUAAAUUUAUCGAUUAACAAAGCACGUGAUGUUAAAAUAAAGUUUAAUGGGGUUUAAGUGAUUUUUUAAUUGAAAUAAAUAUUCAUAUAAACUCAUUUAGUACAAUAGGUUUUAAAUAAGUUGUUCGAUUAAUUUUUUUGAUUAAAUAUGAUCUUACUUCAAGUUAGUGAAGACCAUAUUAAUAUAUAUAUAAAUGGUUGAAAACUUUAGAAAUAAAUUUUGAAAAUAAUUUCUGAAAUGUGUACGGCACAAGUGUAUAGUUAUGCAACUUUACAUAUUUAAUAUAGUUACUAAAAAAUAUUAAAUUAAAUUAAUAUUAAACAUGAAUUUGAUUAAAAACUCAAAUAGAAAAAAAUAAAUUUCUCAAAAAAAAUUAAAACAAAAAAAUAUACACGCCCUUUCAAAGGGCGGGUUAGAAACUAUUAAUUAUGUUAAAACUGUUUUUUGCUUUUUGAUUUUUACACGAGUCUAACAAUAAUGGUAUAUAUAAUCAAUACUAUCAAAUUAGGAACAUGACCUACUCAUAGGUGUGGUAUAAUUAUUUUAAUAAAAUUAUAAAAAUCUUUUAUUAAUUAUUUUAAAAAAUAUUAUACAAAGAAAAACACAGAUAUAACUAAAAACACAAAUAUAAAAACUAAAAAAUUUUAAAAUAUAAAACAAAAAUAUACCCGCCCUUUUAAGGGCGGGUCAAAAUCUAGUUAUUAUUAUUAUUGUUAUUAAGUUUUAAAGUUAAUAAGUUUUAUUAUUAAAGCUGAACGGAUUGUAUACGGUUUAUUAAGUUUACCGUUUGAGGUUGGUCUAUAUCGGGUAUGUAAAACAUUGCUUGUUCUUUUUUGUGCACCAAUUUUUUUAAUCAAAUCAAAGCAUGUUUGAUACAUAAGUGUUUAAAGCCUGUUUGGCUAAUAGAUCAACAGAUAAAACAGAGUUCCUAGGAACCCAAUGAAAAGAAACAGAGGUAAAGACCCCUGCUAAAGUCCUGAUAUUCGCUAGGAUUCCAUGCAAAUCUGAUAUGCGUGAAUAACCUUAAGGAUAAAAGACAUGAUACUGAAAACAGUAUUGUACACAUGGGACCAAUUCUUAAGAAUUGAACUCAGCGCAGCUUGAAUGGUGUUGUCCACUUUUCAAUCUUAUAGAUUUGCUGUGAUCUUAUCAACAAUUCCAACCCCAACACUUUUGAAUUCAUUUCUCUCUAUGAAACCAUAUUGCAUCAUCAGACCAUGAAAUAUAAAGUGGUAAAAUAAAAAGCUUGUGGUGUAUCUUUCGAUAUAUUGCUAAAACAUAAAACACCACUAAUUAAGUAGGGUGUUAUAUACAUUGUCAUGCUCCGCCAUUGGACUACCACUACCACUAAGUCAAUUUAAAAAAAAAAAAACUUUAGAUACAAUCAAGACUCAAAGUUUAUGAUUGUUUUCUUUUAACUUUCUCUCUUUUUUUAUAUGAAACCAUGUGAUAAUAUCAAUAUAGCAUUCACAGAUUUGAAGGGCAGAAAUUACAGCUACGUGGAGUCGAGGCAGCACCAUGGUAGUAUGGUAAGAUCCGUAACAAUAUCAACAAGAGGUUGGGUUUGUGUAAACAUCUGAGAAGCAGCCCAACAAGUUAUGCUGCUCAAGUUUCUUUUAUCGAUGACAUCACUCACAAUCUUCAAGUCACAUCUGAAAAUAAUUAAACAAUCAACAAUAAGCUCGAGUAGAUAAUAAAGGCGAGACCAUCAUGUCUGAGAUCAGGACCAAAGUGAAACUAAUUAAUCAGUAUCCGUACAUUAAAAUACAAACACGACACUGUUCAAACCCUAAAAUUUUUGGCUGGUUUGAUAGCUUCAUGUCCUGAAUAGAUCUGCCUUGCGAAUGGAGGAGACAGUGCAGUUCUCUUCGCCUCCCUAUCGUUGGGCCCAACAAGCAAGAAGACGUUAGAAAUCAUGUUCAUCGAUAAAGCGUUAGAGAUGAUGUAUAUACGAGUUACCUAGAGCUACCUGGAGUAAAAUGAAUCCAUCAAGAGGGCGAUCGGAGCUAGAUAAGUGACUGCGUGGUGAAUCGAAGAGCUUCCGCCGGUUUGAUCUAGUGAGGACCUGACGAUUUUGGAUAAUCAUGAUCUAGUGCGAAACACAUUUUAAAACGUUGUCGCUUCUUGCACAAGCAAAACUCUCAAGGUAGAGAUGAAACGACAUCGUACUGAAGUAAGCAUCGUUAUCAGUAACUCAGGCUAAUUGGCGUUCAAGAAAAGGAAACGACGUCGGUUUUGCGUAGCGAGAAUGACAUGAAACGACAUUGUAUCAUUUUUACAAACUCGGGCAAAUGAGCUGAUCUAAUGCGGAAGGCAUUGAAGAGUUGUUACAAAGAGUUGGUGUCGUCCUACUACAUAUGGUAACUAAUUACGUGGCAACUAACUACAUUGCACGAAGAGGUUUACUUAAGGAGGGAGGAUAUGCAACUAAUUACAUUGUAUGAAGAGUUAACGUAGAUCGUUCAGAGAAAGUGACGUUAAUAGUAUCCCAAAUCUCCUAUCAUCAGCUCAUCUUCCCCAGCAUUUCCUCGGAAAUCAAGCAAACAUGGCCUCGUCCUCAUCUUCCCCACCUCAAGUCCUCCCAGCUGAGGAGAUUCUACACAUAUGUCAAGAAACUACUCAAAAUCUUGCUCACAUUUUGUCAAUUAUUCCAAGUGAGUUACUCUCACUCAUCAUGUCAACCAUCCCAAAAUCUGAAAUCAAAGUGGUGAAGGGAUUAGAAGCAUCAUACGCACGCUGGCGUGUAUCUCGGGUUGUUCGAGAUAUAUUGAUGUCUAAGGAUUGGGCAAGUAUAAUGGGUGCUGGAAAAUUCCAAGGAUUUUGUGAGUCAUGUUGGGCAUUUGCAACGGCUGAGCUGGUCAGUGCAGUACUUUAUCUUAAGAGAAAAGACACUAAUUACACGGAAUACUCGGUGCAAGAACUUAUGGAUCGUGCUGAUAGAUCUAGGAUUGAAAAAUAUGGCAGAAAGGGCCACUUUUGCUACCGGUACAGCAUCAGGAGAGGUUUGGAAUAUGUACUAAAAAAUGGGCUUCAAAGGGCAGUUGACUGCCCGUACAAUCGAUGUCGAGAAGAAAGCCAGAUACCACCGCGUGCUCUUUACGGACUCGCACACAUAGACGGUAUUGAUAAAUUAUCGCUCAGCCAGGCACUUCUAAGGCUAGAAGAACAACCGAUUGGAGCAUCUUUGUUCAUAUUCAUGCCUGAUUAUGUAGACACUAAGGAGGGAGUUUAUCGUGGUCCUAUGACAAAUAGAUCUUUUUAUAAAGCAAUGCAUGGAGUUUCAGUGGUGUCUGUGGUUGAAGAAAAUGGAGAGAAAUUGUGGAAGGUUAGACUAAACCACGGUUCUAUGGCGGGACAUCAAGGGUACCUUAAGGUAUCGAUGGAGGUUAUGUUGGUUCGAGUCCCAACAGAAGGAAGUCAAUCUGAUGGUAAAUUUGACAAACCGAGCAUGUUGCUCACUGACUUUGUAUGUCCAAACGUGGUGUAGAUACAACUAUCCAAAACGAAUAAGGGGUGGAGACGAAGCAAUGGUGAUGAAGUAGAGAAGAGAAACGGUGGUCAUGAAGUAGAGAAGAGUUUCUUGAGAAACAAGUAAGGUGGAGCAAUGGAACGUUAUAUUAUUUUACUCGAACUGAAAUAAAUUAAUUGUUUCAUUUGGCGUAUGGAUGACUGUAAUAUGUUCUUCUGACAUCGAAAAGCCUUUUUUAUAUUGAUUUUCUAAAGCGAUAUUAUACGGGAUUAUCCAAAACACAUUAUAAACGUAUCAUAAAUAUACCAGAAAAAAAAACAAUUCAAAAGAAACUUUGCUUCCAUUGCAAGUGACCAUCGCGCUAAGAUGAUAACUUAAAAUGAGAUUAGGGAGUUCUGUUCGAUUCACAGGUCAUCAACGUCUACUGAUAAAACGGUAUGCAAGUGACCAUCGCGCUAAGGAAGCAAAGUUUAUAUGUGAUAAGUUAUCAUCGCGCUCUCACACACAUUCCCUAAUCUCAUUGUUGUUAGCGAUGCAAAGAAAGCAUUCAUCCACAUCCUAAAAGAAGAAAACAGAGCAUGAGACCAAUAACAAUU